Messenger RNA from Sus scrofa (pig), 2115 nucleotides. NCBI's taxonomy places the organism in Eukaryota, Metazoa, Chordata, Mammalia, Artiodactyla, Suidae. The record is from RefSeq and is a predicted model, not a curated record.
UCCUUUUAUGGAGCAAUUUGACAUCAUAACUGUGAGAAAGAGAAACCCCUCUUUUAUUCCCAACCCCUGGUUACAGACCGAUGAAGGCGGAAGUGACACGAGUCAUCAGAAAGCCAAAGAACUUCUAGAUGUCCUUCUCCAAGCAGACAUUGUUAAAUUUGUCCACUUCUUGGUGGAUGUCAUUAACGUCCUAAGCCUUCUGUCCCACGUCAUUCAGAACAGAAAUUCUUCAAUUGCUGAUAUAUUUGCCACCUUAGAGUCCACACUGGAAAUGCUCAGAAUAUAUCAAACAAGACCAGGGCCAAAAGAACGUCGGGUGGAAUCCGUCACACACUUUCAUGGUAACUGCCUCGGAGGAAGGGGAAACAUUUCUGACGUGAGAAACAUGGUUUUAACUCAUCUUAUCGAGAGGCUGCAAGGCUGUUUCAGAGAUGCCAGCCAAGAUGUGGUGAAGGCAACCACGAUUGGAAGCUUUAAACUGUGGCCUGCAAAGAUAAAGCAAGAAUUUGGAGAAAAAGAGGUGUCCAUCCUGACUGCACAUUACGAACCAAUAUUGGAAGCUGCUCAGGUGAAAAUUGACGAAGUGGACACAGAAUGGAGCAUGUUGAAAUUAGAGAUUUACGCUAGAUUUCAGAAUAUCCGCAAACUGACCUGGGAUUUUGUGAAUUCUGUUUAUUUGCACAAGUAUCCAAACAUCCUGACCCUGGUGGACCUGGUGCUGAGCCUCCCCGCCAGUUCCGCUGAGGCAGAACGCGGCUUCAGUCAGAUGGAGCGCACCAACUCCCAAGUGCACGCCAAGGUCAAGGCUGAUGACAUGACGGAUCUCCUGAUAAUUCAGUUGAAUUCUCCAGACAUUAAGAACUUUGACCCCAGGAAAGCCAUUCAUUUAUGGAAUACAAGAACACCAUCUUCACCUGGUGACACAAGACCUAAUUCGGAUUGCUCAUCCCGCUCAGAAAGCCCCGACGAAAGUGAUUACUAGCGUGACAAGUGUUGACCUCACCGUGGAUCGUAGCCAAAAAAACCUAUUGUCAAAACCCUGAAAUUUAAAAGUAGAAGUCACCAGUUUUCACAUCAAGCACAAAAGGCUUUUGGCAUCUUCCAGACAUACAAAGCAAAAAUGUCAAAGUGUGAUUGUCCUCUCUUUCUAAUUCUGCUUCUAUAGUCACACGUUCGUUCACGUUCUUUGGGGGAGGUGUGUACUUCCAAGCAGUAGUACUAUUUUGACAUCAUCUUUCUGAGAGUUAUUCCUAAGUGUUUCCAGACUAUAAUUAUGAUUUGAGUUCCUUUAAACCCGGCUUACAAUUAACUAUAUUUUCUGGGUAAUUCCAAAUGACAGUUGUAUUAGAUAGCUAACUUAAGACCGAAUUGAAAGAGAACUUUUUUUUUGAUCCAUAAAAUGUGUAAGCGUACCUCUUUCUGUUACUGCAUUCUACGUGAAGGCCAUAUUAUUACAGGCCUUGGUCAUUUAAGUAACAAGGCCGAGUCUUAAAAUAAUUUUCGCAUUUCAUACCAAAGUCCCCAGAUAAACAAUUUCUCUGUAAACUGACAGUAGUUUCUUACAAUGCUUUGCUUGUACCCUAGCUAUUAGAGACGGUAGACAUAUUUUACAUAUCUACCAGAAUUUUUAAAUGCUUUGAGCCUCUCCGUGGUUUCAGUUGAGUUUAUUUACGAUUUGAUCUUGAGGAACAUGACUGAUUUAUUUCUAACUUACCUGAAAAUCACUAUGGUAUCACAUAAAGAUCAUUUUGCCAAAAAUUCCACUACCUAGGAAAGUGUCCUCAUCGCUCUCAAACUGGAUGCUCAGGUUUGAUCAAAAAGGACAGAGCAUUUACUUCUGAACAACCUGCUGGAUGACCAAUCAUAGCAAAGAAAGGAAUGUUCUGCUCUUGCUACAUGAAACAUUACCUUCCAGCUCUUAAACGUGUAUAUUUGGUUUGACCGUUUGAAAUUUUAAAAGGAUUAUUGUGCUUUCCCAAGGGUUAGAGGAAAUGGCAAAGUUUAUGUUGGACUUUAGAAACACUAAAAACUUAGCUAUGAGAAGAACCAUUUGAGAUUCUACGUCUAGGUUUUACUCAUUUUAUUCCUGAACAAAGAAGAAUAGCUUCUUUCAGC